Nannospalax galili (Upper Galilee mountains blind mole rat) is the source of this 5217-nucleotide messenger RNA. It is a transcript of the gene Fam168b, whose product is annotated as family with sequence similarity 168 member B. Bases 187 to 828 code for a protein of 213 amino acids. NCBI's taxonomy places the organism in Eukaryota, Metazoa, Chordata, Mammalia, Rodentia, Spalacidae. The transcript has 8 exons. The record is from RefSeq and is a predicted model, not a curated record.
CGGGCGGAAGUGAGGUCGAGGGCUCCGGUGUCUGCGCAGCAUUAGCGGCAGCGCGGGCCAGGGCGAGGUGUGCGGGACGAGCGGUCGGCCGCAUCCGAGCGGUGUCCGGGCGCUGCCCGUCGCCGAGCCACACGCCAAAGUCCGGCGCGUGCCAGUCCCCGAGGUGCAGGCCGCUUUCUUGAAAUCAUGAAUCCUGUUUAUAGCCCUGGGUCUUCUGGGGUUCCCUAUGCAAAUGCCAAAGGAAUUGGUUAUCCAGCUGGCUUCCCUGUGGGCUAUGCAGCAGCUCCUGCCUAUUCUCCUAACAUGUACCCUGGAGCGAAUCCUACCUUCCAAACAGUGCUGGAGAUUGAACCCAGGGUCUUGCACAAGUUAGGCUACACUCCUGGCACACCUUAUAAAGUGUCCUGUUCCCCAACCAGUGGGGCUGUGCCACCAUAUUCCUCCUCCCCCAACCCCUACCAGACGGCCGUGUACCCUGUGAGAAGUGCCUACCCCCAGCAGAGCCCGUAUGCCCAGUUGUCUCUCUUCUCCCCACAGCAAGGCACAUACUACACACAGCCGCUGUAUGCAGCACCCCCUCAUGUCAUCCACCACACCACCGUGGUGCAGCCCAACGGCAUGCCAGCGACGGUCUACCCUGCUCCCAUCCCUCCUCCUAGAGGCAACGGGGUCACCAUGGGCAUGGUUGCUGGAACCACCAUGGCCAUGUCAGCAGGUACCCUGCUGACUGCUCAUUCUCCAACUCCUGUUGCCCCUCACCCGGUCACUGUGCCUACAUACCGGGCCCCAGGAACACCCACCUACAGCUAUGUGCCCCCUCAGUGGUGAUCACCCUGCAGAUUAAUAUUUGAGGAUGGAGCUGUGCAGUCACAUCAUUGAGUUCCACAGCUGGUGCUGCAGGCCGUGUGCCUCCAACCAGGACUUUCUUCUUAAUGCUCUCGACACUUAGCUAAACACCGCGUCCCGGCCCAGCAGGUCCCAGCGCCGCUAGUCUCCAACUAACUCUGUGGGUUGGUCUUAAAGCAAAUCCUGUUUUGUGGACUGCCUGGCAAUUUUUUUAGCUAACUGUAAUGAUAAAAAGGGAGUAUUAAUCUAUUCUGAAUCAUAUCUAGUUGAAUGCAUGUUUAUAAAAACAAACACAGAAACAAAGCUUGCUCAAUCUACCUGCAGUGACUGAUGCAAAACCAUCAUAUGCAAAACCCAAAGGAAUGGACUGUGUUUUACAACCCAUGUCAUUCAGUACUGUUCUCGUAAGCUGAGUCUUAAAGUUAUAUAUGUUGAAGUGAAUGUCUUCAUAAAGCAUCUGAAGUACCAGAGGUGAUUCUUCAGCCUCUUGGGGUUGGUGAGGGUUGCCAGUUAAGGACGUGGACUUCUUGUGUUCAGCCACCUGUUCCUUUGGCACUGCCUGAAUCUGGAGGGAGCUGCAGGGACUGGGAGAGAGUAGUGAGCCUGUGGUGGCUCCAGAGCAGCAGUAGUGAGUGUCCCUCGCCUCCAUUUUCACUUAGAUGUGGUCUGGGGACCAGGGGGUGAACCUGAAGCAUAUCAGGGAAGAUGGAAGCUGGGUGGCAAUACAGCUGGGGUGAGGGGUGGGCUGUGUCAGCAGAGCAGUGUCUCUGCGCUCUGAGUUUCCACUAUGAUGUUUUGUGACUCUGUUGGGAAAGCCCAUUGUAGAACUAACUAAACUGUCUUCUAGGUCAGAAGAUGUCAAAGAGAAAUAGCCACAUGUGGAGGCGGGGUUAUCUGCUUUAUUUAGCUUAGAAAAUCAUUCCUUUUUUCCCCUUGAGAAGCAUUGAGUCAGCUGAAAACACAUAGUCAUUGCUGUAUUCAGGCCACAGAUAAGGGCAGAGAUUUCAGCUAUGUGCUGUGGAGAACAUUGUAUAUUUAAGACUGAUUAAAAGAGAAUGUCUGUAUUUUAACUUAGUUCCUUAUGUUUCUUAUAGAGAGGCAGGGUUGUGAUUAUGUCUGAAAAUGUAGAAACAUGUAGCUUGUCCCGGGGUCAUCCACCUGAUGGUGACCUAUCUUCUAUGACCAGAUGGAGGGGACUCCUAGAAAGGGAGCAUGGCCAGAAGGCAUGUGAGCUGCUGCUGCCACUUUUCCCUAUAGCUGAAGGUACUCAGCAGCAAGCAGAUGUGGAGAAUGGAGAGGGCCAGGCAAUACUGGAAGUCACUUGCCUGCGAGGAUCUAUUGUGGAAAAGAUUCUGAAUGUCUAAUCUGAAUAUGUAUAUAAGAAAUCAAGAGGGUUGGAUUGGUUCUUUUCACCUGAAUAUGCCCGAUGUGAAUCUAUGAGAGUAUUUCUGUUUGGUGGGGUCAGAGGGCAGGGUAUGAGGACCUCUCUGGGUCUGUUAGGGGUGUGUGUGUGUGUGUGUGUGUGUGUGUGUGUGUCAUUUUUCUCAAUCGCAUCAUUGAAGUUCUAAGGGCUUUGGUUGGAAGGGGAUUCUGUGCUUGUCUCUAGUAGCUAGGUCAGGGCCCCCAUGCUGGGGUGGAAGUCAUCUCAUUUGCAGUCAGCAUGGCUAAGAGGGUGAAUCAUCUGGCCACUGAGUCUUUGGUAACCUUAUUUUUAUAGUAAUUUUCUUCACAAUUUUUUAACGUUUUAUUUUUCAAGAAGUUUAAGAUUUCUGCAUGGAUCAGUGUAAAACGAAGAUUCCUUAUUCCUGGUAUUCAUUAACACAGAAUGUUUACUGAUGAGUACUUUAAUCACCUCGUGAGCACUUAAUUCUGUGUGUGUGUGUGUGUGUGUGUGUGUGUGUGUGUAAGAGUGAGCAAGAGAGCACACGUGUGGGACAAACGUUUACCCUAGACACACAGCUUGUGUCCAUUUUUGCAUUCGGUGUUGAUAACCCCAUCUAUGUGGUUGACAGUUUGUAGUGUUGGUGGUUCCAAGAACCCAACAGACAGAAGAAGGUAGCUUUCCCAGGUAAAUGACCAUAGAGGAGAAGAACAUACUCACGAUUCUAGUGUAUGUAUGAAAAAGUCCCCCACACAAGUAGAAACAUACAUGCAUCCCUGUCUCUAAAGGGUAAAACUUUUCAACUAUGGCAGGAAUUUACUCGGUCUUCAGGUGUGCUUGAGGCUGGCAUGCUGUGUUUCCACAGGCACUUGAGUUUUCAGGAGCAAAAGUAAGGUUUUGUAUCUUGUCCUGCUGGUUUCAUCAGCAUCACACACUUUUCCCUGUAACUUUUUUAAAAAUCUUUUUUCUCAUUGAAAUUAAGUUGACCAACUAUCAAAUAUAUAAUUCAUCUGUGUGGAACUCUUUUCUGUUUUGAAACUAUCGGCCUCAGCUGGUGAGUGGAUCUGCAGGUGGUAGAUCAUACCUAUAGGUGAGAUUCUGGGUAUAUGGUAGUACCAAAUGGUUGGAGGCUGUGAUUUUCAACAGCAUUCACUUUCAGUAAAAUUUAAGGAACAGAACUUGGCCAGUAUGCUAAUACACAGCUGCAUAAUUUGGUAUUCUGAAAAUUGUGGAGCAUUCCAAGGAAGUGUGCUUUUAUUAAGUGUGUGUGACAUUCCUGACUAGAGUCCUUCAGCCAAAUUCAUUUAGAAGGUGAGGCAGACAGGCAGGCAAAGGACCUGAUCCUGUGAACUCAGACUUCCUUUUAAGCAUUUUGUCUUUUUAAGUUUAUUCUGUCUUUUCCCUGAGGCUAGAGCGAUGUCUUCAUCUGCUGCUGCUGUCCUUUGCAGUUUGAAGGUUGGCAGAGACUUAAGUUGCUGAGUCAACGUUGAACCACCCAUAAGCUCCCUGACUUUUGAGAACUAAGGCCAGCCUCAGAACUGGGCCAGUUAGCUAACAGGCUUGGAAGUGCUUCCAGAACCUUUGUCUCAUUGUCUGCCUUUGAAGAACAUUGAAAGCAUUGAGUGGCUGUUGGCCUACCAAUUGCCAUUCUGGGCAAUGGCUUAUUGAAUGCUCUGUAGAGGCUUUUCCUGCAGACAGAGCGGUCCCCAGCUCUGCAUUGGGUGCCUGACUGCUGAGUGUCCACCCUUUCCCCAGCCAAUUUAUUGCAUUUGAUUAUGCCAACUGCUGUGACAGGAUGCCUCUAGAGCAGUGUGCAUGUUUCUUGGGGGAGACCAACAGUGAGAUGAAACUCGUUCUUAGGGAAGUUUGGGUUGCACUGACCUGGCGUGGGCUUUUGUGACUAUGCCUGUGGUUGUGAGAGGCUAGCAUAUAACCAGCCUUAAAUACUGAGGCUACUUUACAGAGAAGUCCAGAUUUCCUCGCCUGUCCUUUCUGAACAUUGGAAUAUAGUAUUACUCUGAUGGUGGGGCCACCUUCUCUCAUUCAGCAGCUAACAUCUGUGGUUUGUCCACUGGGCACUGCUGGAUGGUGCAGGACCUCCCAUGGGUACAGUAGCAGUUGGGUCAGCUACUGGUCCUUUUUUCUGGUGCUUUCUGAGGAAUUUCUGGAAGGUAGGAGUGCAGCUAGCUUAGUGAUUGAGCACCGCUUCCAUGUCUAUGUUACUUCAUCUGAGCUGUGUACUACUCCUUCCUGUUUGAGCCUUCUAAAUGUCAUGCAGUGGUACCCCGAGGGGAGGACUUGGUCUUUGUAGGAACAGCCCGAUUUAGAGGAUUCCUUUCUUCCCACUCUUGUUCAUUUGGAAAACAAAACCUGUGAAAUAAACCUUAUUAGAGUACAUGGGACUAAAAGUUGUCAGGUGGGAUGGGGAGAUGGAAGCAGCUUUUCUGUUCAGGACCGCAGUAGUUCUACAUGACAGGCAGGCAGCUCCCUGGGAAGUGGGUGGGCCUGAUGCAGACUGGGAAGUGGAUUAGACUAGCUGGGCCAGAUUGUGGCCUGGUUCCCAGCAGGGUACUGUUAACAGCUACUUGGAAGAAAGGCCCCAAGGAGCUUGAUGUGUUGUGACUGGAUAGGAAAAGCGUGGUGGGAGGGGGUGUUGUUUUGGGGUUCUUUUUUUUUUUUUUACUUGUUUUUUUAAAUACUUUUUUUUACACUGUUCUCUUGGUACUUUUUAAAGCUUAAGUCAGCAUUGUCUUCCAGUGUUAAAAGGCACCCCUCACCUCUGCAUUGAACCUAUGUGUCAAUACAAAGGAAUGGAUGGACCACCCAUCCUGAGCCAGUUCAAUUAGGUGUAAAUUCAUACUAUUUUAAUUUUUUAUGCAAUCUGAUGAGUAGAUGAGCUCAGAUUUAAAAUCCUUCAAAGCACGUUUAUUGUAACAAGAAUUGUUAUGUAUUAAUACUGCAGUUUUCAAUAAAGAUUGACUUGUGUUGCA